AUUGGUCGCAGUGAAGUGCUUCUAUCGAGUGACGUUCUACUAGCGAUCGCAUCUUCUCAAUAUUUUCAUUACGCAAAAUGCAAGGUGUUAUGUCUUGAAAUCCUCUCGGGAAUAUGUUUGAUCAACGAUGGUCACGAGAAAGUGUUGCGUGCACUGAGUGAGGCGAGUGUGAUUCUCGGUGAGAGGACCCGAUUUCAGACGAUUCUCAACGAUCUACAUCGGAAUUAUCGUUCUGAACGCGAAACCGAGCGAGUUCGCACGGCUGCUAUGAGCCUUAUUAACGCUCUGCUUAGUACUGGAUCAGCUGAAAAUUCCUUAGAGGUUCGUAUGCAUUUGAGAGUCGAAAUGCUAACGCUUGGUCUUCAAGGUGUACUCGAUUCAAUGCGGGACUCUUCAUCGUCGACACUUUCCGAUCAUAUCGAUUUCUUUGAAAUGAGUCGGCAAGACGACGAGCAAAAUUUCUUGAGAGAUGAAUCGCGGAGUUCUACACCAAUAGAUUUGGAUAGUGCAAGCGAGAUUGCCGAGUAUAUCGCCAACCGAUUGGCGUCAACUCUGGCUCUGCCACACUUCCUAUCAAUGCUUCAACAUCUUAUUCAUAUCCCUGUUGAUGAGAAAAGCAUUCAUAUUUGGAGGCUCUUCGACAUGAUCCUACAGCAUUUGAGCCUACAAACAACACUGAAUGCAGUUGUAGCCGCAGAUUUAACACAGUCAGUCGUUCAGAUUGAUAUGGAUGAAGUUCUAUCAAGGUUACGAACUCAACACGAUUAUGAUAAACUGAAAGAAGCGCAUGAUGAUCUGGAAGAGGAACUGAGAAGAGAACGGAACAAUUCUUUGGAGCUACAAACUCGGCUAAGUGAUCCUGAUGGACAAUCCCUGUAUUCAAGAAUGGCUCGUCGAUUUAUUUUACUUGAAUGUUUCAGACUCAGUGGAGAGUCUUUCUCACCAAGCGAUCCCAGCCAUUCACCUCGGUCCUUAUCCCUACCACCGAUUUGUCCACCGAUUGGCGCUCCCCCACCGCCGCCUCCACCUACCUUGGAUCAACUGCGAACAUUUGGUGAUGGACAUGCGACGAGUAGACGUGGCGCUCAAUGCACACUGAAGAAGAAUGUGCCGAAACCGAGUGGUCCCAUGAAAUCGUUGAACUGGACUGCAAUCGCUGACGACAAAAUAGCCGGUACGAUUUGGGAGAAGAUUGACGAAGAGAAAUUGUAUCAGCAGCUCGAUUUGGCCGAGUUAUCAGAGAACUUCUCGAUGGCAAAGGGUGUUGUUGAAGAAGCUGAAUCAGUGAGUGAAACGUUACGACGUCGAAGCAAAGCAUCGUCUGCUUCAGCGAUCAGCGUCAUCGAGCCAAGACGUGCACAAAACUGUACGAUAAUGCUGUCAAAGUUGAGGCUGUCCAAUAAACAGAUUAAGAAGGCACUCCUGUCAAUGGAUCAAUAUGAUGAAUUACCUCGAGACAUGUUAGAACAGAUGCUGAAGUUCGUUCCGACCAAAGAAGAGAUUGCGCGUUUGAGGGAAACCGUUCAAAAAUAUGGCGGCUCCUCAUCGAUACUAGCAAUUGCUGAUCGUUUCCUCUAUGAAGUUAGCAAUAUCUCUCGAUAUGAGCAGCGACUACGAUGUUUAUUCAUCUUAACAACUUUCAAAGAAAGACUCGAUGAUGUUUCUACAAAUAUUCAAGCCAUAUCGAACGCUUCAACAUCCGUUGCCGGCAGUAAACGUUUCAAGUCUCUUCUUCGACUGAUUUUGGCAGUAGGGAAUUACUUGAAUUAUGGGAAACGUAAUGGCAAUGCUUCAGGUUUGUUAUGUUAA
Anisakis simplex (herring worm) is the source of this 1809-nucleotide messenger RNA. The record is from the annotation of a GenBank genome assembly. NCBI's taxonomy places the organism in Eukaryota, Metazoa, Nematoda, Chromadorea, Rhabditida, Anisakidae.